AUGGCGGGAAGUAAGUUAGACCUUCCGGAGGAUCUCAUUACAUCCAAGCUGCCCGAAAAAUCGUGGACUCCGGAAGCUUCACUGGGAAAUGAUGAAGACAGGGAAUUGUCUGGAUUACUGGAUGAAUCAAAGGAUCAAGCAGUGUGUGAGAGCAUUCCAUUGUCUCCGCAAUGGCUGUAUGCUAAGCCAAAUGAGUCUAAACUGGAAACCCGAGGGCCAAGCUCUCUUUCUCUUGGUAGUUCUGCAGAUGUGAACCAGAAUGAGGUUUGGCGUUCUGAUGCGACUGAAGAAAGAAAGGACUGGAGAAAAGUUGCUCCUGAAACUGACGGUGUACGCCGCUGGCGUGAAGAAGAAAGGGAAACUGGAUUACUUGGUCGAAGGGAUCGCAGGAAGAUGGAGAGACGUGUUGACAAUGCUCCAGCGAGAGAACACACUGACAAUAGAUCUUUGCCUGCUGCUGAAAGGUGGCAUGAUGCUAGCGGUCGCAAUUCUGGGAAUGAAACUAAGCGUGACAGCAAAUGGUCUUUAAGGUGGGGUCCUGAUGACAAAGAAAAAGAUACUCGGUUGGAGAGAAAAAUGGAGAUGGAGAAGGAAGAGUCACAGACUGAAACUCAACCAUUUGUUUCGAGUAAUCGGUCUGUUCCUGAGCGUGAUUCAGAUUCUCGUGAUAAGUGGAGGCCGCGACACAGGAUGGAUGGAAAUCCAGGCGGGUCGGGUUACCGUGUUGCACCAGGGUUUGGAAAUGAAAAGGGACGAGUCGAGGGCUCAAAUGUGGGCUUUGCUGUAGGGCGUGGUAGGUCAAGAGUUUCUGUCGUAAGAUCUACGUCUGCAGGUCCGAUUGGUGACCCUGAAUAUGAAAAGAUUGGAAAUGUUCUGGGGAAACCAGCCCUACUUGUUGGAACAUUUGUUUACCCUAGGGGAAAACUUCUCGAUGUAUAUCGUAAGCAAAAGCUGGAUUCUUCUCUUUCCCACAUGCCUGAAAAUUUUGAGAAAGUACCCCCUAUAACUCAACUGGAGGCUGUUGAGCCUUUAGCUUUUGUUGCUCCUGAUGCUGAGCAGAAGGCCAUCUUGAAUGACAUAUGGAAGGGUAAAUUAACAAGCAGUGGAGCAUCAUACAGUUCAUUUAAGAAGAGCAGGUCCACGGAAAAUGUUUCAGAAUUGGGGGACAUUGAAUUUUUUGAGGGAAGGCAAGCAUCCUUCUCAGUUGAUGUCGGUGAAGAGGUGCAUAACUUUCAGAAAACAUCAGUUGAUAUCCAUGAAUGUGGUGAUAGCAUCUUGUACCAUAGUUCACCGAGAAAAGAGAAAUCUGCUGGCCAUGAAGACAAAUAUGAGGCUCCGGUGGCUAUGAUUGGAAACGAACUGGGUAGUAGCUUGCACACUUUUAAUGGUGCUCAAUUUGAUGCCUUUCAGCUCAAAGGAGCAAAUUCUGCAGUUAAGCAGGAUACCUUAUUUGACAGUGUCAAUUCUGCCAUGUUAUUUGAUGUUAAUAAUAAUCUUCUGGGUGAUGGGAACUCUGUGCCUACAUCUGGGAAACAUUUCGAUGGUCAGCGACCCAAGAUAAGUAGUGGAAGAAAUGAAUAUCAGCUGCAUGUAAGAAUCCCCCCGGAGGAACUAAGUUUAUAUUAUCGGGAUCCGCAAGGAGAGAUCCAGGGUCCUUUUCUUGGUGUAGACAUCAUUUCAUGGUUUGAGCAAGGAUUUUUUGGGACUGAUUUACCUGUACGUUUGGAAGAUGCCCCUGAUCAGGCACCUUUCCAAGAAUUGGGAGAUGUGAUGCCUCAUUUGACAUUUCGAAAUGAGUACGAUAGUGGAACUGAUUUAAGUUCCAAUAUAGAGAAAUCUGCAGUGAUGGAGGCUACACUGGAAACAUUACAUUCUGAUCCUGUUCUUGAAAGGGGUCCUUCCAAUGUAAUGAAUGGCUCUGGCUGGCAGUUGUCUGAUUUUGAUGCUGACCCUCCACAGCAAGCUCAACCCAGAGGAAGUGAAAAUCAACGUCAACCAUCACAAUACUUGUACUCCCAGGGAGAAAACUCUCAUGAUUUUGGUCCGCUGGAUGAAGAAAUUGUGUUUCCUGGAAGACCUGGAAGUGGUAGCACUGCCAUAGAAAAGAUGCCCAGAGAAUAUGGUGAACUUGCUACAAAUUGUGGCAACCAAUCUUAUCUUAAUAACGAAAUGACAGAUUCUGGUGGCUAUAAUAAAAAAGAUAGUGAGAUGCAUCCUCUUGGUUUGUUAUGGUCUGAGCUUGAGAGCACAUACUCGAGCAAUGAUCAGACACCCACACGCAACGGGGCCGGACCGGAUAAAUUUGUAAACCCUGUUUCUGGAAGCCUUGCUCCUUUGGGUAAGCCAAAUCAUGCCCCUGAGGAAUGGAGUGAUACUUAUAGCUGCAGUGCACUUUCAGACUCCAACUUGUACCACGACAUUAACGAUGCUGGACAUCCUUCAAGAUUGAACCAAGAAUACAGCCAUUAUGAUUUAGCAGAGAAGCUGUUGCCGCAACAACUUCAGCAGCAGCAUCUUCAGCCACAUAACGUGAUGUUAUCCAACAAUAGAAACUUGAAUGAAGCGAUGUAUGAUGGGGGGUCCAUUCUGAAAUUGAUGCACCACAAGCAGCUGGCCAGUCAAUCAGGGCAAAAUAUGGAACACAUUUUGGCCAUUCAGUUGCAACAACAGAGGCAGAUGCAACUUCAACAGCAGCAACUGCAGCAACAGCAGUUCCAUCAACAGCAAAUGCUGUUGAAAGAGCAACAGCAGUCUCAGGCCAGGCAAGUUUUUCUUGAGCAGCUACUGCAAAGUCAAAUGCGAGACUCUGUUCGUGGGCAGUCUCGUCUUGAGGCUCUUAGAUCCAGUGCUGCUCUUGAGCAGGUGAUACUGAAUCAACAAAUCCUGAAUGAGCUGCAGCCGCUUUCCCAAUAUCCUCGGCAUUUGGAUCCAUCUGUUGAACAGCUAAUUCAAGCAAAAUUUGGUCAAAUGCUCCAUGAAGAGCAUCACAAUGAUUUGUUGGAGUGUUUAUCUCGUGGAAGGCAUGGUCAGGUCCACUCCCUCGAUCAACAGAUUAUUCAGCAAAAUCAGCUGCAUGGGAGGCAACAGUUACCGGUGGGGCUGAGACAGCGACUGGAUAUGGAAGAAGAAAGGAAUAUCAAUCCUGGAUGGUCACAUGAUGAAGCAGGUCAGUUCCAUGGGAAUCCUGCUUCUCAUAGAGCUAUAUCUGCUGGGUUUGGACAUUUGGACUUUUAUUCCCAGAAAAUGCCAUCUUCCGAGGAGCAUCUCAGUCAUCUUGAUAGGAAUCAUUCAGUACAAGAUAGACUUCAACAUGGUCUUCUUGACCAGAGCAUGUUACCUUUCGAGCGUUCUAUGUCGUUGCCUGUGGAUGGUGGAUUGAAUCGUGAUUUUGUGAACUCCAUGGCUAGACCUCAAGGUUUAGAAAUGCAAGAGCAGAUUUCCCAGCUACAACGUGGUGGUUUCUCAUCCAGUGUUUAUUCUCAGCAUACAAACCACCCUUUGGUUCCAAGUCAGUUCCAUGUUUCGCGCGAUACAACAGAGGGUCAUUGGCCUAAGAAUAAUAAUGAUCAAAUGGAGUACAGGAGGGAAUUGGAUGCUACAUGGAGUACUGAAGACUCUAGUUUUUGGAUGUCCUCUGGAGCAAAUGACGACAGUUCUAAGCGCUUGCUGAUGGAGCUACUACGCCAGAAGCCCGGUCACCCGUCGAGUGAACAGUUCGAUGAUAGUAACGGAAUAGCGCAUGCGAGGAGGCCAUCUUCAAGCCAUUAUUCUGGGGCAAGCAUGGCAAACCAGUCAUUUAAUGUUCUUUCAGAUCAAGAAUCUGGUUUUGACGCCUCAUUCACCAUUGGGUCUUAUCGGUCUGAUUCUGGCAGACCAACACAGAAUAGACCACCUGAGGGGAGAACCAAUGAUCGCGAAAUUGAUGAAAGCUCUCAGGUAAGCCAUGACAGUUUUAUCAUGCAUAGCAAGGCAGACAAAGAAGUACCUCUCUCAAAUGUGGAAGAAAGAAACAGAGUUCUCAUCAAUGAUGGUAAAAUUCAGGGAACAAUUUCAGAAGCUCAGGAAGGCGUAGUUGAGCAUGCUGGCUUGAUAUCUAUGGACCAAGGUGAAAUACCAGCUAAUGCCCUUGCCCUUCACAAGCCACUUAGCUCCACUGGUUUUCACAAUGAGAAGAUUGGAGCAGGCGGGUCCUUGUUGGAGGACGCUACUAAGGAUAGGUUGCGAUCUAGGAACGCAAAAGGAGCAGAAAAUGUGUUGCAAUCUUGGAAUGCAAAAGGAGCAGAAAAUGUGUUGAUGAGACGUCCAAGAGCUGUAUCUUCUGAGGAAAGGUUGUCGGAGGUGAAUGGUGAUGCAGCUGUUUCAGGCAGAGGAAAAAAUGUUGUGAAUGGUGGAAGAAGGGACGAUGUUGUGGGGUUCCGGCGGACAUCAUCGUGUAAUGAUGCUACAGCUACAGAUACGAUGGAGACUGUGACGUCCUUCAGUGAUAUGCUGAAGAAGCCUCCUCUGCCUGAGUUGUCCGAUGGUGGGACCUCAGCUGCUGGGGGGGCCCAAAAAAACAAAAAAAGGGGGAAGAAAGGUAGGCAAAUCGACCCAGCUCUUCUUGGUUUCAAGGUCACCAGCAAUCGGAUCAUGAUGGGCGAGAUACAACGUAUAGAUGAAUGA
Molecule: messenger RNA, 4662 nt
Organism: Striga hermonthica
Lineage: Eukaryota; Viridiplantae; Streptophyta; Magnoliopsida; Lamiales; Orobanchaceae
Source: the annotation of a GenBank genome assembly